AUGAUCUCAGGGGAUGAAAAAGAGGAAACGUUCAACCUCCCCGACACCGUCCAGGCAACUGGCGACAACACCUCAGCCUUGAGACGUCUCCAAGCGAAGAAGAAAGCUCGCUACGAUGCUCUCCUGGCUUCGAUCCGCGAGUCCAUGGCGAAGGUGGAGGAGAAAGCAGCAGGCGACGUGCGAACAUUCACACUCGCCUUCCAGGAGCAGGUUGCCGCCGGUCAAGGCACGUUGAAAAAGCUUUGGUCGCGGUUUAUGGACUCCGGAUUUCUUCCAACCGUCAAGUUCGAGGACAUCGACGAGGUCUGGGAGGAGAUUACCGCCACCAAAGAGGACAUUUUUAAAAAGAUCGACGUCUUAGAAACUCAACUGAACGAGGUGGAGGAGGUCCGGUCGAAGUCAUUUCAGAAAUUUUGGGCACCGUUGAAAGAAGACACAUAUCAGAGUUCGGUUGAGAAUCAGAACCUGCUGCAACUGGAGAUUCUGAAGAUGAACAAAUCAACCAUCAAGAAUCGCAAGGCUUUCCUCCUCCUCAAAAAUACCAUCAUGAAUGAGGUUCUUUGGCUCCAGCUCAACAUUCGUCGAGAUUUUGUGAAGCAGAAAGGACAGUGGCACAAUGUUCAUAUAAAAAAAGAAAUCGAUGCCUUCCGAAAAUACAUCCAGUCAGACUCGACGCGAUCGCCGAAGGAGUACGACGAGUACAUCGCAGAAUGCGAGUCUGCCCAGCGCGAGUACAUCAUUCAACGAGGCAAGAUCUUCGAGAAAAUAAAAAGCUUCUCCCCAGGAGAGCUUACAACAGAAAUGGUGCUCACGUGCUGCCACGAGCUUCAUGAAAAUGAACGAAAAUUGGAAAAACUCUAUCAAAAUACUGCGCAAAAGAUGCAAGACUGCUAUCAAGAUUGCGAAAGCUAUCUUGAGCAGAAUUUCCGUGAACUCAAGGAGAAGCUGGAAGUUCUCAAGGCGAGUCCUGAGGUUUUCAAAACAGUCGAUGAAGAGUUCUGUCCUGUUUUGUACAUAAUCAUCGAGGGUUUCGAAGAUCGUAUGGAACACCUGCGCGAGCACAUGUCCAACUUUUUAACCUCCAAAGAAGCUCAGUUUCAAACGAUUCAAGCGUUUCUGAGCGGCUUGGCGGAAGUACACGCACACCAUGUUGCGUCGAAUGAACACCGAAUGAGCCAGUUUGAGACGGAGUUCGACUGUAUGGCUUCCGAAUACGAGGUGCAGCAAGGAAGCUUCGACACAACUUACAACGAGCUUGUCAAAGCUGUUCGCGAGGAAACGACGGAAGCAAAUAUUCAGCGCCUAGUAAACGAAGCUAAACGACUCAAAGCCGACUUCAUCCCUAAUCUCAAAGGCUACAUACCUGAUCGAAACGGCGUACAGAGAGCCAGAACCUCACGAAAAGAAGAUGGAAAUCAUACAGCAGUACUUCAAAACUCAGAAAGCUGCAACGCCACAAAACGCGAAUCAAAAGCAAAAAAGAAAAAGAAGCAAAAGGAACCAAAACGCUCAAUUUACGGUCGACUCAAUCUCUACAAAACCAACGAGGCCGCGGUGGAGAAGUUCAAAAUCAAUAAAACGACGCCAAAAUUUUUGCUCGACGCAGCGAUCUCGAAGAAUUUCAUGAGCGAUCUCAUAACUUUUACGAAGAAAAAAUACUUGGAAAUUAUCAGCAGCACUCAGCACUCAGCGAAAUUGUCGGCAAAUGCGCGGGCAGCGAGGAGAAAGAUGAAAUCAGAAUUCGGUCUAAAGAAGAAAAUCGACGUUAUCGAGCCGAAGAUUCGAGAGCUGGAAGUAGAGAUCGCCCCUGAAAGACUUGCGAAGAUCACACAGCUAAAAGACGGACUGCAAGUUCAGCAGCGCAUGGCAUCGAGGACUCUCAACGAAAUGCGCGAGAAGAAAGAAGAAUGCACAACGGAGCUCAAUGAAGCUACCGAAGCAUUGCAUCUGAUUCCAGAGCAAGCAGAACCGAAAAUGCAAGCUGCAACAGAGACAUCUCAGCUCGUCGAGCUGUGUGAUCUCGCCGAGACUCAAUUCCAACAAGCAAAGAAUCAGGUUGAAACACUAGUCGACGAGUACUCGAAAUGGUCGCAGAAGAAAAUAGACAACGUGAAAGUCCAGCUGAGAAAUUACAUAAAGCCAAUGAUGCAAGAAAAGCUGCUCGACCAAAGCGAUAAAGAAGCGAUCAAGAAGAUGGAAAGUCUUGUUCACAAAGCAUGCUUUCUCUACAACAAGGAUCUCUCCGUUCUGCUUCCAGAAAAGAUCAAGGAAAUCGAAGAGUGCAGAAAACGCUUCCACGACGAAAAAUUUAUCCCGCACGAUAAUGAUCUGAGAUUCAUCCAUCAAAUUGACAGAGCUCUCAGCAACUCACAAAUUCAAAUUGCUUCUGAAACAUCAAAAGUUCGACAAUGGCUGAAUAACUUGGAAUCGACAGUGAAGACUUUCUGCGACCACGUUGAGAACUCUGAUCCUACUGCGAUACGCGUCGAUCCAACGACUGGAAAUCGAGUUACAGAAGUCCUCUUCAUCGUCAAUGAGCGAAACAGAACCAACGCUUUGCUUACUGAAGUCGUCACUCAUUUCAUGUGCUCCUUAUCUACUCUGGCGAAUGUCAAGCGUGACUUUUACUUCAACUGGUUAACGGCGAAAACGCAUCAGGAGUUUAUGAGCUUGAAAGCCGAGGAAGCAGAACUUAAGCUCGCAGCAAAGCGUGGUUCGUCCUCCAAUCUUCUCGGCGGCAUUCGAAAGAUGUCAUCGCUGAAUCUUGCCAAAACUCAAAGUCGAAAGUAUUCAACAAUGCCUGGAAUGGGAGGCGGCCCAAGAAGAAUCAUUCGUGAUCCAAAGAUCGAGGUCAAAGUCCAAAUUUUCGGCGAUUUCCGCCCACCAAAUGGUGAAGAUCUCCCAUCGCGAAUGACAAGACUGCUUUUCGACGCGACGAAUAGAAUUCUUACACUCGGCGACGCUUAUUACAAAAGCAGAGGUGCUCGACCGAUCACACGCCCUGAGCUCAUUCGGGAAAAUUUCGAAAGAACAUGCGAUUUCACUGUAAUAAAAGUCGUCGAUUUCGAGCGCAAGGCAAAAGAUUUCGUCCACAAGUGUUUCCUCCAAGUCAAAGAUAUGGUCGAUCGGUUUACUUUGACUGGCCGCCCUGUGUUGGAAAUGAUCUUCAGCGAGACCAAUAAAGCUAUUCAAAAUGAAAACGCAAAGGCUAUCAACGAUGUUCAAGAUCGCUACCAACAGCUAUUCGAUGCACUCAAAGACGCGGGUUUGGAGCACAACUCGAAAUUGAGGACUUCGCUCGGCUUGCCUGAAAACAAGGAAGAACUCGCAAACUUGGAAAAGAAUGAACGCGAUCGCCAUUUCAAGAUUCACAAGUACAAUAUCGAGCGGCAUACGGAGCUUAGAUCGAAGUUGACGGAGAUUGUCACCAGAGAUGCAACGAAAAUUUGUGCUCUAGCCGCAGAUCUUAUGCAGAAGGAAGAAAAAAUCAUUUCUGACAGGGAUCUUUUGGUUGUGUCUUACGAUGAAUACGACGAGCCUGUGAUCGACAGAACAUUCGCUGGGCGUCCUCCUGAAUGGCCAGAAGUUCCACGCGGAAGUCUCCCUCAAUUCAAAUGCAAGCCAAUCAAGACAUCAAAAGCUUCUGAAAGCAUGGAAGACAUCAUGAAAUUCCGCGACGAAGUCGUCCGAAGUAUCGAGAAGCGAUUCAGCGACUAUCAACAAGAAUUUGACGAUCAGAAGGCUCAGACCAUCUUUGAGGCUGAGCGCUGGAAGAAAUCCUGGGACUCAUCGAUCAAAACUAUCAAAGAGCUGUAUGAAGUCAACUGA
This is a messenger RNA of Oikopleura dioica, 3828 nucleotides long. Lineage: Eukaryota; Metazoa; Chordata; Appendicularia; Copelata; Oikopleuridae. The record is from the annotation of a GenBank genome assembly.